UGGGAGCUCGCCCGCCCGCCUGCGGGAAAGGGAAGCCUUCCUGCUGUUCCUCCAGGCGCGGAGCAGGUCCGCCGGGGCACGAGGGGGCCAGAGAGCGAGUCCCCGCCUCGGCUCUCGAGGGAGCAGGUGGGUUGGGUGGGCGGCGUGAGGCGGCGUUCCUCCUCGGCCGCCUCCUCUGACCCCGGUUUUAAGAAGUGGGUCUUGCCCGGCCCAGGGUGCUUUGGGGCGGGAGCUGCCUACCUGCCUAGGCUAGGGCAGGGUGGAAGGAGAAGAGGACCGCGUAAUUCUGCAACGAGAUGCUCCUGGGCUCAAGCCUUUUUGGAAGGCCUCUCUUAUCUGCUGGCAUUUAUUCGUAUUUAAUAAUAAUAAUAAUAAUAAUACACUAAUGCAUUCUUUUCUCUCUCUCAGUGCUGCCUAGGCAUGUAACACAAACAUGGUGCAUUAUGUCUCGUAUUGCAUUGUAUUUUGGCUCUACUGUUUACAUCGCUUUCUUCUGUCUCCCCACAAUAAAUACACGGGCUAGGGAAGGCUAAACUUUCUGCUUCUGACGGAAUGGGCUCUACUUAAUGAAAAGUCAUGCCAUAAUAAGCCUGUUAGACUAUAAGGUGCUGCAGUCGUCUCCCCCCUCCCCUCCCCCUUCUGUGAUCAAAAUAUAGUUACAAUAAACGCCAACAUGUGGAUUUUAUUAGCUUUGCCCAUAUGCUACACUCAAUAUAAUUUUUUUUGCAUUCUCUCUCCCACCCCGUCGCCCAUUAUAUGAGGCUGUAAAGUGUCAAAAGUGCUUGUCUUGUAUAAACUAAAACAACAACUCUGUAAUAAAGGCAAUGAAAUGGCAGUAAUAAUAAAAAACCAGAAGAGAGAUCUAAGUCGAAACCUUUCUAAAUCCCCAAUGUGUGGUAACUAGUUAUGGAAAUUGGGGAGUGCUGCACACGAACAUGAAAUGUGAGAUCCAGUGUAGUGCAGUGGUUAGUGUGUCAGACUGGGACCUAGGAGACCAGGGUUGAAUCCCCCCUCCCGCCACAACCAUGAAGUUCACUGGACCAGUCAUUCACUCUCAGACUAGCCUACUUCACAGGGAUGUUGUAGGGGAGAAGCAUGUAUGCUAACUUGAGCUCAUUGAAGAAAAAAAUUGUAUAUACUGGUAUAUAUAAUAACUCUUGUUUUAUUAAACUCUCUGUAUAAAAUGUCCUGGUCAGAACUCUGGUGUUGAAAAUUGGUUUCAGCAUUGAACCCUGUUAAGCUCAUUUGCAAAGGAAGCAUUAUGUAGAAAGGACAAGGGUUAACUAGAGGGGAGUUCAGUCAACUUUGCAGCAUGGCGAAAUCUUCAAAUUCUGCACAAGUAUAUGGAGUUAUCUGGUGACAACAUUGUUCAAAUGCUAAAUUCAGAUAAGUGAUAGUUUAGUGGAUUUGUGUGAGCAGCUGAAAUACAAGAGUAUGACUCAAAAAUGCUAUUAGUCAUGGCAGCCAUGGCAAUAGUAUCCAUGGCAAGCCCCUUCGUAAGUAAAUUUCUGAGUAUGUUUGCUUAUUCUUACUGUGUUCGUAAUGUGACUUACUAUGUGGUUUGGGGGAUGGCUUAGUGAGUCCGAAUGAAGCCCUAUCUGGAAAGAACAGCCUGGUUUGAACUUAACACUUUAAUCAUGGUUUAUUAAAUGAUGGUUAAUAAACUCUGGUUAAUAACUCUGGUUUCUUUACUGCCAACAAACCAUCAUGUGAAGCCUUGAUUUUUGUUGACUUAUGAGCCUUGGUUUCUUCUAACUUUGGCUUGACAUUACAUGCAAACCCAGCACUCUGUUCAUAUUGCAGUUUGCAUUUGGAUUGCAGAGUACUGUAAUUACAUUUAUGCUUCCUUGGAGGAGUAUUUCCCAAUGGCUAACAUAUGUGAUUCACCUUCCAGUAAACACACGUUUCCAUUGUACAGCUGUACCUGGAGUACUUACAGCAACAAAGUAUUCCGUGUGACUUUCAUGACUUUGGCCGUAUCGCUAAUUAUUCCCUUAUUUGGAGCAAUAAUUCUUCUGGAGUGUCCAAUAGACCCUCAGCCUAUAAGCUUCAAAGAACCUCCUCUCCUCACUGGCGCAUUAGAGCCAAAUUUCAAGCUCCGACAAGCAGAAAGACUAUUUGAAAACCAGCUUGUUGGACCAGAAUCUAUUGCAAACAUCGGCGACGUGUUGUUCACUGGUACAGCGGAUGGAAAAAUUCUAAAGAUUGAAAAUGGCGAAAUACACACAUUGGCCCGACUUGGACAUGGCCCCUGUGGAACCAGAGAAGAUGAACGCACAUGUGGGAGACCUCUUGGAAUCAGAGUUGGACCAGAGAACACCCUUUUUGUGGCAGAUGCUUACUAUGGACUCUUUGAAAUCAAUCCUGUUUCAGGUGAAGUGAAACCACUUGUGUCCUCCAAGAUUCCCAUUGAAGGAAAAAACAUGUCCUUUGUGAAUGAUCUUACACUGACGCGAGACGGAAGGAAAAUCUACUUUACUGACUCCAGUAGUAAAUGGAACAGAAAAGAUUACUCCUUAUUAAUCAUGGAGGCUUGUGAUGAUGGACGCUUGCUUGAAUAUGACACUGUCACAAAGGAAGUGAAAGUCUUAAUGGGAGGGCUCAGAUUUCCAAAUGGAGUCCAGCUCUCACCUGCUGAAGACUUUGUGUUGGUGGCCGAAACAACUAUGGCAAGGAUACGAAGAUAUUACAUAUCUGGUCUAAUGAAAGGUGGAGAAGACAUGUUUAUAGAAAAUAUGCCUGGCUUUCCAGAUAACAUACGCCCAAGCAGCUCUGGAGGUUAUUGGGUGGCUAUGUCAGCUAUUCGGUCCAAUCCUGGAUUUUCUAUGUUGGAUUUCUUAUCUGAAAAACCAUGGAUUAAAAGAAUAAUAUUUAAGCUGCUCAGUCAAGACAUGGUGAUAAAAUUUGUGCCCAAGUACAGCCUACUUCUAGAGCUAAGUGAUACCGGAUCCUACAAAAGAAGCUUCCACGAUCCGAAUGGAAUGGUGGCAACAUACAUAAGUGAAGCACAUGAACAUAAUGGACAUCUCUAUUUGGGCUCCUUCCGGUCUCCCUUUAUUUGCAGACUGAACCUUGAGGACGUCUAAUUCUCUCAGCCAAAAGCACUGCCGCUGUUGUCUUGAGUUCCUCUAGAAGGGCAAACGAGAGUUAGUCGCAAAUGUUGGCCCAGGAAGAAGAAUGAAAUUGCAGUCAGUCAUGAGCACUGUAGGCCCUAAGUAAUUUGCAGGGUAUAAAGUUUGAGUGUUUCUUACGUUAAGCAUGCCAUGCCAUAAAACCGAUGAACCCAACCCACUAUUGUCUUGUGCAACUCCCAUUUGAAUUGGUGGGCCUUGUGUAGAAGAAGUUCUUGGUGAGUUGUAUCCAAUCUUUGGUAUCUUUACUUACACCUAAAUACAAAAUUACCUCAUGAAAAUAAAAGUUGCUACAUCUAAUAAUGUUCUUUAGAAGCUGCUUCCACUAGUGAAAGAUGUACAUAAUUAUAUCUGCACUUCAAAUAACAUACUGGAAUUGCAUCCUUGGACUUUCCUUGCUAGUCCAAAAUGAUGUCUUGCAUGCAUUUGCUUCCAACUUGGAUUUGUCUUUAUAAGCAUGUUUUUCUAAGCAUGCAUAUUAUUAAAAAAACUAUAAUUUAUAAAUGUUAAUAAGCAAAUAAAUUACAGGUAUAAUUCUAUUUUCUGUCCGCUGUUUUCUGCAUGGGUAAUUUUAAAGACAUGAGAUCACUCCUGUGUGGCUCUUUAAACUUGAAAAUGUAUCCUCAGAAUGAUGAAAAGAUACAACUGACUUGGAAGGAGCUGGUUCCAGAGUCUUAGUUUGUCUAUGUGCAGAUUAUUUGAUCACUAACACAAUCUUUUCAGUCAGAGGAAUGCUUUCAUGUCAUUAGAUUGCAAUGUAAGAAAAAGCCUUUAAACACUGUACCUGACUGGUGUACAAGCUAUCCGUUGAGGCCUUUAUUUCUCUUACGCAUUUGACUGAAAACUGCACUCGUAUAGUAAUAAACAGAAGGUUGACUCAAAUGUAUAAAUUGUAUGAUUGAAAUAAUUUUUUGAAGCACAUAAGGAACUGAUAUUUUGUUACUUAAAGUAUAUUUUAUUUUGCUUUUGACUCAAAGUUAAGUGCUUUUAUUAUUUGGGUAGUUCAGGGGUGUUUUUUUAAGAUGUAAUGAUUUUGUCAGAAGAUUUUAAUAUGCAUAAGGUUUUUAAGACUCGAGUAAAACCAACCAACGCUUUGCUGGCUUUACUGAGUUACAUCUGGGCAGCAUUUCAAAUAAUGCAAACAAAUGUUACAAAUCUUUAUUAUAAUUUGUCAAUGGAAACAACAGAUUAAAUGAUUAAAUCGUCCAAGAAUUGUA
This is a messenger RNA of Zootoca vivipara (common lizard), 4348 nucleotides long. The record is from RefSeq and is a predicted model, not a curated record. NCBI's taxonomy places the organism in Eukaryota, Metazoa, Chordata, Lepidosauria, Squamata, Lacertidae.